GAAAAGGGAGCGUCGGCGGCGUGUGACGUCGCGCCGUCAAGCGAGAAGCUGCCUCGGUGGUUGUUUUCCCCCCCUCCGCCGUAGCCGCGCAACGGUUCCCGGGCCUGGGCGAGAUGGAGAGCGCCAGCCAGGAUAUCAACCUUAACUCUCCCAACAAAGGUCUCCUGUCCGAUUCCAUGACCGAUGUGCCCGUGGACAACCCCAGCGCCUCUGCCAUGGCUGCCCCGUCAAGGACCUUACCCUACAACGGUCUCACCGAAGCCGAGGAAGAAGAACUCAGGGCUGAGCUGACCAAGGUGGAAGAUGAGAUUGGCACCUUGCGCCAGGUGCUGGCGGCCAAGGAGAGACACUGCGGAGAGCUGAAAAGGAAGCUGGGCUUGACCCCCUUGGAUGACCUGAAGCAAAACCUGUCCAAGAGUUGGCACGAUGUCCAGGUUUCUAAUGCAUAUGUUUCGGCCAGCAGUACUCUGGAGGACUGGAAUGACAAAUUAACCCAAUCAGAAGCGUAUAAGAAGACCCAGGAAACGCUGUAUCAGGCCGGCCAGAAGACUUCGGCUGCUCUGUCCAACGUGGGUUCUGCAAUCAGCCGGAAGUUUGGAGAUAUGAGGGCCCAUCCGUUCUCACAUUCGUUUAGCAGUUACUCCAUCCGUCAUUCGAUAAGUAUGCCGGCAAUGAGAAAUUCUCCAACUUUCAAGUCUUUCGAAGACAGAGUUGGAACCAUAAAGUCCAAAGUUGUGGGUGGCAAAGAUAACGAUGGCACCAACCAGCUCCAUUCGCCGACGGCCGCUGGCGACAAGCCGCCCCAGGACAACGCGCCUUUCUAAGCCCUCCUACAGCAUGGCGGUGCAUGGCUGCCGGAGCCCCACCCUUUGCUCUUCCCAACACGCAAGACGAAAAAACGAAAAAAAAAAAAAGGAAACAAAAGAAAAAAAAAAAGAGAAUUGCGGUCCCACUCAGGAAGAGAGAGGUCCAUACAUCCCUCUUCGCUGCUGGAAUCUUCAGGUCCAAUAAAGUGAACAGACGGCUUUUUGUACACUUAUACCUAUUUUACACUAAAGGUUUCUCGAGGGAGCCCCGUGCCGCGCUUCCGUUUGGAAGGGUUAUCGGCGGGGAGGAUUUUUGCCGUUUGAGCCCCAAAAAGACCCUCCCCUUUGAGGCUUCAGAGGCUUGUAGACACUGCCCCCUCCUCCUUGUUCCUCCAGUUGCGAGCAGAAAUUCGAUUUUUUUUAAUGCAAUACGGGAAAAAGGGUCGUUUCAGGAGGCGUUAGCUGUACGCAAAACAGCCGAGCGCUUUAUAUACCCUUACUCCCAUCUCCUUGGUAUAACUAGCUAGCUAGCUUUCAGUUAUUCAAGCUCGUUUCCUUUCUGGGCAAUUAAAGAGUGCCCGUGACUGCUUUGGAAACCUUGCCAUCUCUCGUUUAGGUCGAUAAACCAAGUUUACUUAGCGGGGGUGGUGGGGGUGGUAAAGAUAGUCCCCCUUCCCCCCCCCUCUCUUCUGGGAUUCUCAGAAAGGAAUCUCCUCUUAAGCCCUAGCCGAGCCUGCCGCCCGGACUUCUCUUAAACUUUAAUAAAUCUCAGAAAGUUUAUUUUUUUGGAAUUUGCAGGGAGGGUGGGUGGGUGGCGGGAGACUUCCACAGCGCAUCAGCUUUUUUGCAUCGCGAUUUAGGGCCCUUCCCCCCCCUUCCCGGUCUCUCAGACGCGGGAGCUGAAAUACAAGCCUUACGUCACCACCUGCUUUAAUCGUUUAUAAUCUUUUUAUAUCUCGGAAGUGUGAAGAAGGUAGUGGGUGAGGAAGGGAAGGGAAGGAAACAGGUUGAGGCAUCGUACCAUAGAAACUGCAUGUGACUCUCAACGUUCAUUUCGGCGUGUUACAUAAAUCCUCGCUUGCACGCAUGUUCUUUUCUCUCUCUGUCUCCCCCCUCGAGCGUACGGAAUUUGCUUUUCUGUCCUCUGGAUUUGGGUCUUGUUUUAGAAAGUCCCGGAGGCAGCGAGGGAACCACCGGGAUUAUCAGGGCACCCCAAAAAUCCCUUCUGCUGGGUUUUCUUUCUUCGUUCGUUGCUCCUUCCGGGAAUUUUUCGUCCGAUUGUUUUUUGAGAAUCUGACGGCGGGAUUCUGUUCGCGGCUUCUGCAACCCUGCGGUGGUCGUGGGUGCCUUGGCUGCUGUUGGCGAUUAUGCAUGGAAACACUAAUACCCUUGAGGGAAGGGCGAGAACGUGAGAAGGCAGAGGUGCCCGUAAGCGAUCCAGACUUUUCUGUGCCUUAGAGGCUCAGUGGGAUGGGAAGCAGUGCGCCCCACAAUAGAUACCAACAGUGACACUUGGCACCCAGGAAGAAUGAUUUGGUGACCCUUCCUCUCUCCGGUCACCCGAGAAGCAAGUUUUGACACUCAAAAACGCGGGCGACGAAAUUCCUCCUGCGUCCUUUUGUUGCUGUUGGCUGAAAACCUUCCUGGGUCAUGACCUGGCUCAAGAGAGGCAGCAGAUCCACAGAGAUUAAGACGGGGGUUUUAUGGUAGUUUCUUAAGAAGGAGGUAGCCCACCUGCGUUUGGAAAAAGAAAAAAGAAAAAAAAGGGAGAAUCGGUGUUGAUGCGACCGGGCGCUGCAGGACGAGGCUAAGUUGUUUCUCCUGUAAUGGGUCUGGGGGAAAUUUGUCAAUAAAAUAUUCCUUUUGGAAAAGCAAA
Molecule: messenger RNA, 2682 nt
Organism: Pantherophis guttatus
Lineage: Eukaryota; Metazoa; Chordata; Lepidosauria; Squamata; Colubridae
Gene: TPD52L2
Product: TPD52 like 2
Cellular component (GO): cytoplasm
Source: RefSeq, a predicted model, not a curated record